Pelobates cultripes (western spadefoot toad) is the source of this 4980-nucleotide messenger RNA. The record is from the annotation of a GenBank genome assembly. Lineage: Eukaryota; Metazoa; Chordata; Amphibia; Anura; Pelobatidae.
AUGGCGCUUCUGGGGAAACAACCCGUGACGGAGCGGGUAAGACACCUGGAGUACCUAGUGGAGAGGAAACUGAGCCUGGAUGCCUCAUACCGGGUACUAUGGUGGUGCACCGUCCAGCCAGAGGGCAUCUAGCCGGAGAGGGAGAACUACACUAGCCCUGGCCUGUUGGGGAAGGCCUUUGAGGAAGACGUCCACAUGGGUGGUAACCUUGUGGGGAAAACUGUAUAAAAGAAAUGCCUUUGUGCUCAUUAAAGGAGUUCUACUUCACCCUCAAUUUAGAGUCCUGUCUCUUAUUGGGGGAAACUGCUACAAGGGAAUGCUAUGCUCUUCAUACUCCCUUGAAUAAUCCCUAAGCUCUUGUAAGAGCUUGUUACUGUUCCUGUUCUGCUUCACUCUCUGGGGAAAGAGAGCUUCACACACUCGAACCUGGAGCCUUGUCAUAGGUCCAGGGUGGGUAGCAGACUGCGAGACCCCAACCAAGCUGCAGCGGUUUGUGGGGUCUGCGGUGGUUAUGGUUUCUGGUGGAGUGCUUUGAGCCUUCAAGAAGCGCUAGGAGCAUCCUUCAACGGAGGUACCCAGUCGGGGUGCCAGGUGAUCCGUUACAGAGCACAGCUGAACUCAUCCAAAUGUACCAGUUUCGGGAUUCAUUGUGGUCAACGUUCAAGCGUACUGGCUCUAUGAACGAUCACUGUGCAUAUAGACAAUGGCAAAAUAUAUGCACAAAAGAAACUAAAUUAGCUAAUGCCCAAUAUUUCUGUGAAAAUCUGAACAAUAACCUAUCAAACCCUAGAAACGUUUGUAAAGUCAUAAAUAAAUUACAAACUCCCCCAAUCCACUUCUAACCCUCCACUGUCAAAGUGGAUAACCAAACCCUACAACUUCCCUUAGAUGUAGCAAAUGCCUUUAACAAUAAUUUUGUUCGAUGCUCCACUACCUUGAUUGCCAAGCUAAUAAAUGACACUCAUCCUGAAACUACAAAUGUGGAUCAGGCCCCACUAAAUUUGCAAAGACCCAAUACAGACAAGUUCAUUUUUAGACCUGUACCUAUCAGUGUCAUUAAAAAACACCUUAAUAAUCUAAAAAUGAAAAAUCAGUCUGGACCUGAUCAAAUUCCAGCAAUGCUGUUACAGCUCAGUGCGCCGGCAAUUGCUAAACUCAUCACAACCCUAAUUAACAAAUUCUUGGUGUCUGGAUACAUACCCAAACUUUGGAAGACAGAGAGGAGUGCCUAUCCAUAAAAGUGGUGACACUACUUUGGUUUCUAACUAUCGCACAAUAUCAUUGCUCCCAGUAUUGUCAAAAAUCUUAGAAAAAGCAUCCAUACGCAACUAUGUGAGUGUGGCAAAACUAGCCACUUCCUUGUAUAAGAGACUAAGUUGGUUUGACUAUUUCUAUUCCUCGAAGAGAAUAUGGACAUAUUGUUCGUCAGUCGAACCAACUACAGAACAGGGAGACCACCCAGAGGAGUCGUGUGUCUCCAAUUGAAUAUUGUAACACCUUAAAACUGCAAGAUUCUAAAUGGUCAGAUGGGUGGCCGCCAUUUGUAUGAACGAACACAUAGCUGCGGCCAUCUUUGCACACGAACACCCAGCUGUGUUUGGUCGUCGAGUGCGUGGAACUACAGUGAGUAUUACCAAUAAUCUAACUAUCUGACCCCUGAUCAAUCAGGUUUUCGCCCAAAUCACUCCACUACAACUGCCCUCUUAAAAGUUUGCAAUGACAUCCAAACUGGCAUUGAACGAGGAUACCUAACUGGAGCUAUUUUCCUUGAUUUUGCAAAGGCCCUUGACACAGUAGACCAUGACAUUCUACUGACUCAAAACUCAAGUAUUGGUGUUUGUCCGCUAACCUGGUUUCGAUCAUAUGUAUUGGAUCGCUCACAAUAUGUGUCCAUUUCUGACAGCGACUCCCUCCCUCUCCCAGUCACAUGUGGUGUUCCCCCAAGGAUCCAUUCUCAGCCCCCUGCUAUUCACACAUUUUAUAAAUGAUCUGCCUAAUGUUUGCAAAUCCUCAAAUGUACACGUGUACCUAGUAAUCUAUGCAAGCAAAUCCAAUCUACCCCAGCUUCAGGCUGUGCUCCAAGACCAGUUCACAGAGGUAAAAACGUGGAUUGCAAAAAACAAAUUUUUCCUAAACACUGACAAAACUGUCACAAUGAUAUUUGGAACAGUACAUAAAUUACACAAAUCAUACAAUUCACACCUAUCCAUUAGAACAAAUUCAAAUAGCACACUGACCGCAGUCCACUCUUUCAAAUUGUUGUUAGACCGCAAUCUAUCUUUUGGCCUCCACAUAGAAAAACUUGCAUCUAAACUUUAUCCAAAACUAGGUGCCCUUUACAGAAACAAAUCCUGCCUACAGUAAAGGAAAAUAUUGUACAGCAAAUGCUGAUGCCAGUCAUUGAUUAUGGGGAUGUAAAAUAUGCAUCUGCAUCGCAAUCCCACAUUAAUAAACUCAACACAUUGUAUAACUCGUUCUGCCGAUUUUUGCUACAAUGUAAUUACAGGACCCACCAUUGUGACAUGCUAAAAGAACUAAACUGGUUGUUGCUGGAUUCCAGUGUCGUGGAUCAAAUCAAGUGUUUGAUUAUUUAAAUAUCUGCCCCUGUCCAAAUUAUCGCUAUUUUAUGCGUGCACGCUCCUAGAGUAAUUCACACCAGACACAAGUUUCAGGUUGAUGAAAGACUUCAGGAAUGUUUAUUUCAGGGGGCCAGCAUGCCCUUUAUAAAGCAAGAAUACAUCAUAUGCAUAAUUAUAGAUAACAGAGAAAAUACAUCAAUAAUUGGUUAGGUGUUAAGUGGUUCAUCUAAUGUACAUCCUACCGGGUGUGAUAUCACUGUCAUUAUGAAUUUCUCCUCCAGAUUCCAGCGCCAUCUUGUUACAUGAGGUGUUUAGUCAACAGGAGCAGUAACUUCUAGCGGCCAUUUUGAUUAAAUACUGAAUAAUGUUGAUUAUAGUUAUGCAGAGUAAAUAGGCAUUUUAGUAAAGCUAAUAUUAUGUCCAUAACACCAGACGCACCCUUCAUCUUUCCAGCCUUGUGUUUAAGAUCUUUUCUGGGAAGCUCCCGCCCUACCUGAGCAGAAUGCUCUCCCUGGCUUUUCCCACCUCCUAUAACCUCUGGUUCAGUACCAGCACUUUAUUUAGUCUACCACAAUACAAAAAGAAAGCGGCCCGAUCCUCCUUCUCCUAUAGAGCACCGCAAUUGUGGAACGACCUCCCGCACAAUUUAAAAUCUUCCCUAAGCCUAAAGUCCUUUAAGAGAUCCCUCUCUACAUACCUCAAAACAGAAUGCACGUGUCAUGGUUGAAUAUAUAUUUCCUACCUGUUCUAUGUUAAAUUUUGUAUAUAUUGUGUAUUAAUAUUGGGUUUGUAUUUUAUUGUACCCUAAUGUAACAAUGCAAUGUUUUGUGGACCCAGGACGUACUUGAAAACAAGGGAAAUCUCAAUGCAUCUUUCCUGGUAAAAUAUUUUAUAAAUAAAAAUUGCAGGCUGAGCUAUGAAAUCAGACAUUAUUUGGUUCUGGCAGCACAAACAAUCAACGGGUAAAUAAAAAAUAUAUAUACCUGAUAAUCCUUAUACUUGCAUAAAACAGGUCCUCUCAUACACUUACACAGGUCCCUUUCAAACACAUACACAAUUCCCUCUCAUACACGUGCACAGGUCCCUCUCAUACACUUACACAGGUCCCUUUCAAACACGUACACAAUUCCCUUUCAUACACAUACAGAGGUCCCUCUCAUACAUUUACACAGGUCCCUCUCAUACACUUACACAGGUCCCUCUCGGACACGUACACAGGUCCCUCUCAGACACUUACACAGGUCCCUCUCAUACAUUUACACAUGUCCUCUCAUACACAUAAAUGAGCACUAGGGCUUGUUUUCGGGGAAAGACGGUAUUAAUGUCUUAGGGAUUUAUCUAACCAUUAAAACCUAUGGGAUUUUUUUCCAACAGUAUUGAAUCUUUUAGAAAGCUUAUUAAAUUGAGUCAGAUUGAUAGGUUUUAGUGUUACCUCCAUGAUGCUGUUAAAGGAAUUCAUAAAUAAGAACUGUGUCCAUGAAAACAAAUCAUAAACAAAUAGAGAUAAUGAGACUUUAUAAGAAGCAAACACUAACAGACAUUAUAAACCACAAUUCACAUAGCUUGUACUUUUACUGUGCUUUUAGCAUUCAUUAAAUCAAUCCUCUGUGACUAUAGACACCAAGACACAUUUGUUAAUUGAGUGAUUGUUUAAUUCUUCUAACUGGUAAAGCCUGGAAAUUCAAGACUAUUAGAGUUCUAUGGGGACUAUACUUAGAAAUACUGGUCUAAAGUCACAGACAUGGUGUCAAAGUUUUAAGAAAAAAAUGCACUCUUUCAAAUUAUAUAAAUAUAUAUAUAUUAUAUUUUUUUUCUGGUUUAGGUUAAUGGCCUGUUGACAAAUUUACCGACCACCUUGGCAGAUGGGAAAAUAUCUAUAACUCGAAGUGGUUUGACUGCAAUAAUUGAAACUAAUUUUCACAUGGUGGUCUCUUUUGAUUAUAACUGGCAUGUUAAAGUUAUGCUCCCAAGCAGCUAUCAUAACGCAGUAUUAGGUCUCUGUGGAAAUUUCAACCAAGAUCCGAAUGAUGACCAGAUGUCAUCCAAUGGUACACAGAUGUCAUUAAUUAAUGAAUGGGCAGAGCACUGGUCGGUUUAUGACCGAGACCCCUUCUGCUGGCACUCUUGUCCUGGGAACUGUCCAACUUGUGAGGAAAGUAAGAAACGUCUAUAUUCUGGAGAAGACUCCUGUGGUAUCCUAUUUAAAAAUGAUGGACCUUUCAGAGAAUGCACAUCAGAAAUCUCUCCAAAUAACUACUUUGACAGUUGCCUCUAUGAUGCCUGCACUUAUAAUGGAGCCCAAGUCAUGGUUUGUCAAGCACUUGAGAGCUAUGCCAUCACCUGCUUGCAACAAGGAAUUAAAAUUUAUGACUGGCGAACCCCAUCUAACUGUCGUAAGUAA